Coniophora puteana RWD-64-598 SS2 is the source of this 291-nucleotide messenger RNA. RefSeq lists its product as uncharacterized. The transcript has 3 exons. Gene Ontology annotation, cellular component: membrane. Bases 1 to 291 code for a protein of 96 amino acids. Gene Ontology annotation, biological process: response to oxidative stress; mitochondrial respiratory chain complex I assembly. NCBI's taxonomy places the organism in Eukaryota, Fungi, Basidiomycota, Agaricomycetes, Boletales, Coniophoraceae. The record is from RefSeq and is a predicted model, not a curated record.
AUGUCUGUCUUCGUUUUGUCUGCUGCUGCUCAGUACUCAACUACUGGCGUCAGGUUUGGCAACGUUUACUACGAAAAUUUGAACCCCGAGGACGAAAUUCCAGGCCGCCAUCGUUGGGUUGACUUCGCCCAACACUUCAACAACGCCACCCAGGUUCCUCCUGAAUGGCACUCAUGGCUCUCGCACAUUCGUCAGCUCCCGCCUACCGAGGACAAUGUUAUGAAGAACAUGUCCCCGCCUUGGAAAGCGGUUUGUGUUAACCUUGUCCAAACCAUGAUUAGCCAUAGCUAA